Blumeria graminis f. sp. triticale is the source of this 1650-nucleotide messenger RNA. The record is from the annotation of a GenBank genome assembly. Lineage: Eukaryota; Fungi; Ascomycota; Leotiomycetes; Helotiales; Erysiphaceae.
AUGGCUUUUAUGGCGGACAAGAAAUUGGGAUCCUGGGCUGAUGAGAUGGAGGAUAUGCCAGUUUACUCUCAAACCGGGUAUGAUUCCGAGCCACGAACCCUCAACGCUACUGCUAGCACUUAUGCCAAUGGAAACAUCGCCGGCUAUACUCUAAGGGAAGAGCUACCACUACCUGAUAAGCCACCGUAUACCGUCCACCUCGGAAAUCUCUCUUUUGAAGCCACGAGCGGAGAUGUCACCGAUUUUUUCGUCAACUGUCAAUGCACUAACGUUCGGAUCAUCGAAGAUAAAGUGGAAAUGAAACCAAAAGGGUUUGGAUACGCCGAAUUUGCAUCACGAGAUGGACUAAAGCAGGCUUUAACACUCAAUGGACAUACAUUUCAUGGACGGAACAUUCGGAUUAGCGUUGCAGACCCUCCCAAAGAUAGAGGCGAUCGGUCCGAAGCAAGAGAUAUUAGUGAAUGGAGCCGUAAAGGGCCCUUGCCAGACUUGCCCGCAAGAUCAGGUAUGGGAACAAAUCGCCGUGAGGUUGAUCGUGGCUUUGGGGCCGAUUUUGGAGGAGAGCGUAGAGAGCGUUUUCCAGAGACCGAUGGAAAAGCUCGUGACCGCGGAAACUGGGAGAGAAAAGGUCCUCUAUCUCCAAUUAUACAACCAGAGCGCGCAUAUAGAGAGGGCGGUCGUCCAAGAACGAAUGAUAGCACACGGAUGGAUAAUAUACGGGAGCGAAAGUCUUCACCAGCUGCUUGGGGAGAAGGAGGCCAAAAGAAAUCUCAAGAAGAAUCUCGUCCACCUCGUCGAGAACUACAGGACCGACCUAUUCCCGACCGUGCACCAACUGCCGCUGAACAAGAUAACCAAUGGCGCAGCAGAAUGAGACCAGAUGUACCCGUUACUAACUCUCCUAUACGCUCUCGUGAUGGGAGCGAGGCACCCUCUUCCCCAGCCCUUGGUGUAGUACCUAGUGCCAGCAGACCGAAAUUGAAUCUUUCGAAAAGAACUGUCUCUGAUACCCCUGAACAGCUUUCAAACGUGGCCCCUUCCGAUGCAAAGCCUAGUCCCUUUGGAGCUGCUAAACCUAUUGAUACAGCUGCCAAGGAGCGAGAGAUUGAAGAAAAGCGACUAGCUGCUAUAAAGGAAAAGAGAGAAGCGGACGAGAAGGCUAGUGAAGAAAAACGCGAAGCCGCCAAGGCAUUAAAAAGCUCAAAAGAUAUUGAAAAAAUUGAGAUACUAAAGCGAUCUACGACAGGAGAUCCUGCUGGCGGAGACGGUGUGAAUGAAGCUAAUCCUGAUAAUGUUGUAAAGACAAAGGAACCUGGUCGAGAGAACAAACCCAAGCCAUCUGACUCAGGUGCUUGGAGGCGUGCCUCUCACACAGUUCCUUCAUCUCGGGAUGAUAUCCCUCGAGGACCCAGAGGUGCUCGCGGUGGCCCUGUUGGCGGUUCACGCGGUCGGGGAGAUGGUCCAAAACAAUACGAUGAUCGAGUAAAUCGGAAAAUCAUGAACGGUGAAUCCUCACCUGUCGCUAUCGUGCUAGAAGGCAAACCUGAAGCGGUCGCUCAAGUGGCGGAAGAAGAUGGAUGGAGCACAGUGUCGAAAGCCAAGAAAAACAACCGAUCUGGAAACCAGAGUGCACGGGCUGUAGCGUCUUGA